AUGGCCGUCGUCAAGCCAUUAGAGUUUCACUUACCUGACCUUGUCAUCCAAAACAUCAUCCGAAUCCUUCCCGCUAAAUCCGCUGUCCGGAUGAGCUUUCUUGCUAAGCAAUGGGACCGCGCCUGGUGUUUGUGCUCCAUAUUAGAUUUCGACGAGGGUAGUGAUGACGAAAAUCUUGAUCAUGAUCAACACAGAAAGUUCAUCAACAUCUUGAAGAAGUACCUGGAACUCUUUGUGAAGGAUGAGCAAAAGAAACAUACAUUAGAUAAACUUAGGAUUCGCAUGACAGGGUACCUGUACAAAGAGGACGCCAAGAUCGUAGAUAAGUUGUUGACUUGCUCGUUUGAGAGAAACGUCAAAGAGUUAGACAUAACCCUAGGUAGAUUAUUUCAGAGCGAUUGGGACUGGAGGCACUACUACAUCAUAUCUCGAAUGAGUUUGCUUGAUGCAAAAUCUUUAACUACUCUCAGUUUGAAGUACGUGAGAAUAAAGAACAUGGACAUACAUAAUGAGGGGACUGUGCAUAUAAGCCUUCUUCCCUCUUUGAAAAUUAUGAGCCUCAAAACCGUGCGCUUUGAAAGUGAUGCUCUAUUUUUCUUAAUUCAGGAGUGCCCUUCCAUUGAGUACUUGUCAUUAACUUCCUCCUAUUUUGAAAAAGACGAUAACAUUAAUCUUGUGAGUUCUAGUCUCAAGUUCUUGGAAGUUGAGCAUUGCAAUGCUCGGGUUAUCGUAGUUUGGGAUGCUCCGAAUCUUGAAUCUUUUACGUUCAUUUCAUUGAGCUUUUCGCUUCUUGAGAGUAUAAUGUUGUAUGAUUCCUACAACUUGAAGAAUAUCGAUGUUCAUGCUCAGCACCUAAAACGAUUACAUAUAUGGGGAUGUCAUGAUAGUUUGAAAGCCACAAUCACUGCUCCAAAUCUAGUUUCUUUUGAUUUCUCUGGUUAUUUAAAGUCCAAAGUUUCUUUGAUAGCUCCAAGUUUGAGGGAGACCACCAUCUCACUGAACGAAUUUUGGGACGAAGAUUUACUCAACGCUUUCAACGGGCCAUGGAAAUAUUUCCCUACACUGGCAGAUUUUCUUAAAGAGUUUUCUUGCUCAGAAAAUGUAACCCUCAUUGUUUGCAAUUUUAAGGUUGUAAUCUUUCCAGAUGAAUUCAGACACACCUUCUCUUCGCCAUUGCCUGGUCUCAUAAAGUCCCUCCGGCUCAUGGCGCUUAAUCCUCCAAGAACUGAGACAGAAUACUCUGAUACGAUAAACUCCUUGUGUUGGGUUGCUCCUUCUGCAGAGACAAUUUUUCCACAGUUAGUCGAUCCACUGGAUGCUUUUUGA
This is a messenger RNA of Pyrus x bretschneideri (Chinese white pear), 1326 nucleotides long. Its product is annotated as putative F-box protein At3g58860. The coding region runs from base 1 to 1326 and encodes 441 amino acids. The record is from RefSeq and is a predicted model, not a curated record. Lineage: Eukaryota; Viridiplantae; Streptophyta; Magnoliopsida; Rosales; Rosaceae. The transcript has 2 exons.